Molecule: messenger RNA, 6284 nt
Organism: Biomphalaria glabrata
Lineage: Eukaryota; Metazoa; Mollusca; Gastropoda; Planorbidae
Product: leucine-rich repeat-containing protein 58-like
Exons: 4
Coding region: 146-1231 (361 amino acids)
Molecular function (GO): protein binding
Source: RefSeq, a predicted model, not a curated record
GUUGGCCCACUUGACCUAGUCCUUCUAAAACGAAAAUGGAUUCAUAGCGAAAGUUACUUUACACAACAGUCGCUAGGACCAGACUGAGAUCUCGAUCAAGAAUCUAGAUAUAAAUACUUGUAAGUUUUAGUUAACCAAAACAGCAAUGGCAGCCCUUUAUGAUUAUAGUUCGUAUUCUUCAGCAGCUUCGGAUACAGAAUACUCACGAGAACAUCUUGAGGAUUUAUCUUACGGAAAUCUAAAUACAGUGCCCGAGUGUAUUUUACAGCGCUCAGCGGUUCUCCAUUCUCUUCAACUUGACAACAAUGAUAUUACUAGUCUACCGAGUUGUAUUGGACUUUUCAAAAAAUUAAUAGUUCUCGACAUUUCUUCCAACAAUAUGACAUUUAUUUGCGAUGAGAUUUGUCAGCUCACAAAACUAAGAACUCUUAUUGCUAAAAACAACAAAUUAACCACCGAUUCUUUUCCCAAAAAUUUCGGAUCCCUAAAAAUGCUGGAAGUUAUAAAUGUGAGUGGCAACAAUAUUGAACUAUUUCCACCUCAAUUUACAGAAUUGGAUAAACUACAGGUACUUCAUUGUGGAGGAAAUAAUAUUAAAGAGCUACCUAACACUAUCAAACAUUUAACAAGACUUCAAGUGUUAUACCUUGGGGGCAACCAGCUGGUUGAGAUCCCGGCUGAGGUUGGCUACCUGAGUGAACUCACCAACCUGGUCCUGUGUGACAACCGACUCCAGAGUCUUCCGCCCACUCUUAUCAAUCUACGCAACCUGCGCAGCCUUAGCUUGCAUAACAACAAGCUUUCCACACUGCCAACAGAGAUUGUGGCCUUGAACCUUGUGGAGUUGAGUUUGAGAAACAAUCCACUGGUCAACAAAUUCGUUGAGGAUUUGGUCUACAACCCCCCCUCUCUUAUGGAGCUGUCUGGCAGGAUAAUUAAGAUAGAAAGAAUCCGAUACACUGCAGAGGACUUACCCUACAGUCUGAUCCGUUAUCUGGACUCUGCCCAGCGCUGCGUCAACCCGCAUUGCAAAGGUGUUUACUUUUCAUCUCGUGUGGAACAGAUUAAGUUUGUGGACUUCUGUGGCAAGUACCGGCUCCCCCUGCUCCAGUACCUGUGCUCCCCGAGCUGCAGCACCGGCACCCCGCCAGUCACGUCCCACAGAGACACAGACGAUCAGGAUGAAGGCUGGGAAGCAAGGGAGAGAAUGAGGAAAGUUUUGCUGGGUUGACCUCGGUGCAUUGCGUUUCAAGUGGAGUGUACAUACGUUUAUCUGCCGUGAACCUUAAUCUACAUUUUGAUAUUUGAGCAUCCGUUCAUUCUGUUGCGGAUGAUUGUGAUGCAUGUAGCCACUGUGACUAUAAUUCUCAAAGCUUUAAAUAAAGACAGAAUACUAUUUACAGAAAAGAUGUGCUAGUAGUGGUUGAGCUAGAGAGAAUACUAUUUACAGAAAAGAUGUGCUAGUAGUGGGUGAGCUACUUAUUUCAAAGGAAAUCAAAAUAUUUGAGUCUGCAAUGGUACCACUUAAGUUUUCUGAGAUGUUUGUUAAUAUGACUUGACAGUUUAUAAGCAUAUAAGCAAUGUUCAAUUAUAUGAAUCAUUUCAGUUUAUAAUGGUUAAAACGUGUUCAGUUAUCCAUCAUUUCAGUUUAUAAGGGUUAAGCCAUGUUCAAUUAACCAUCAUUUCAUUUUAUAAGAGCUAAAAUGUAUUCAGUUCCCCAUCAUUUCUUUUAACGGUCUAUGAGUUUAAUCUAAGACUAACAAUUCUUAGGACUUUAAUGAAAAAAAAAGUGAUUAGAAUGAAUGAUCUUCAUGACCCUCUGGUUAAUUCAAAUGUGUGACUUGGGAUGCUGUAUCAUCAUCACCUUGAUCUAUCAGGCAUGAUGAAACUAAGUUUCGUAAAGUUUAUUUUCUAGCAGGCAUGAAACGUGAGCCUCUAUUCAGUGGUGCCAUCCAGCAUUCAAAGUUAAGUGUAGUUUUGUAAAAUAAGUACUUGUGGAAAAGUGGUACAAUUAGAACUAGUCCGACAUGGUACCGAUAUAAACAAAUAAAUAAAUUGUCCAGAAUAGAAUAUUUGUGCAUUGCCUUAAUUGUGCCAGGUACUCAACUAGGACACCUAUGUGCAAGUUUAUGAUGUUCUUGAGUAUGGCAGGUUGAAUAUUUUAAACUGUUACUUUGUGCCUUGAUGCAAUGUUUAGAAAGACUUUGGCGUUGCCUCUUGACAUUGUCAGUGCCUCUUUCAUCAAGUUCUUUGACCUGACUUGAAAUUGAAGUCUUCUCAACUGAGGUCUUGCCUCUUUCAUCUAGUUCUUUGAUCUGACUUGAAAUUGAAGUCUUCUCAACUGAGGUCAGUGCCUCUUUCAUCUAGUUCUUUGAUCUGACUUGAAAUUGAAGUCUUCUCAACUGAGGUCAGUGUCUCUUUCAUCUAGUUCUUUGAUCUGACUUGAAAUGGAAGUCUUCUCAACUGAGGUCAGUGCCUCUUUCAUCUAGUUCUUUGAUCUGACUUGAAAUUGAAGUCUUCUCAACUGAGGUCUAUGUUUCUCUUCCACCAGAAACCAUGCUGGGGGGGGGAGGAGGGUAAUCAAAUACUAAAAUAAUUGACAUCUAGACUGAGUUUUGAUCAAUGCCAGCUAGGGUUGUACUGAUAGUAGCUCCCUUUUCACUAUCCUGUCCCAGCAAAAUAUCAGGCCACUAUCCUGCUCCAGCUGGCUGUCAGAAAGUACUAUCCUGUACAAGCCAAAUGCUAGUAUACAUUUACAAGUAACUGGAAUAAUUUGUAUUUCUAUUGUUAAUACUUUGUUUUAGUCUAAAUUGAAUUGUAUUUUGAAUAGAGUUCUGCUCUGGCCACUUAUCCUUUACAAAGAAGAAAAAAAAGGAUAUCUGCUUUGAGACAAGUAUCUAAUAGAUACAAAGCCUUUGUAUUAGAAACUACUGAUCUUCAAGUUCUAUAGACUGUGAUAAGAUUUGAAGUGUGCGCCUGUCAACUUGAAGCUAUUGAUUUGUUUGGCUUCCUUAAUCAGUUUUAUAAAUAUGUUUUUAGUCUAGUCAAUAAAUGGAAUAGGAGGUCCACCUCAUCGCAGCGUAACAUCCAUUUUAGUUUGGUCUUAAUUCAAAUGAUCAAGUCAUUCUAAAGGGCUUUGCCUCAUGUUAUGAAGUGGACAUUUUUUUUUAUUGAACCAAACAUUCAUUUUACCACCUUUUUUGUGUAUAAAUUUCAAAAGCAUUUUUGUUUGGUGGUUUCUGACCAUAUGAUCCCCAAACCACAUGAACCCCCAAACUACAUGGAUCUUACUUUCCCUUUCACAUUGCAAUGAUUGUAUUGUAAUCAGUUGUUCAAGACAGUUUCAAACAUUAUGUCAACUGUUUAUAAAACUAAGACAUUUCAAAAAAUAUUUAUCAUUUAGAAAACUUCAGAUUGACUAUUUGAAAUGUUUCUUUGGAUAAUUUUGUGUUCAUUGACUGACCACAUCACCACUAGUGACCACACCACCACUUUGGAUGUACUAAUGGCAUUAUACCAUAUCUUUUAGUAUUCAAACAUUUCUGUAGAGGUUUUCUUUAUUUUUGAAUUGCAACACUUAUGGUUUUAAAAGUGUAUUUUUAAAAAAUAAUUUUUCGUAGCAUUUUUUUUUAAGUUUACAAGCUCAUUAUUUGAGUGAAGCCAGGCAUUUGUGUGUUUACUUGUUGGAAAUAAGUUAUUUGUAAAAUUUGAGAAUGUACCUUGGGCUGCUAACAAUUUAUUUCUAUGAAAUAAAUUUGUUUUGGCCUUUUUUUUGCUUAAUUUUUGUGUGAAAAAACUGUUACUGGAUUUACAAUUUCAACUAUGCUAGUGUGUACAUAAGAGAGAUAGUAUAUCUUCCUUUUUUCAUGUGUUCUGUUCUAGUUUAUUGUAUGUACCAAAGAGACUUGUCAAUGUUCGGCAGAGUGCUUGUGUAUUAUGUCUGAGGAUUCCACUUACAAAAAUUAUAUAGGUCUUUGUGAAAAUUGUGUUUUGCCCCUUAAUUUGUUCUUAUGAUGUUCUCGGCAACAUGAAUCACUCACUUUAGAGUACCUGCAGUUUAGACUUGAUAAACUUGAAUCACUCUCUACAACAUGAAUCACUCACUUUAGAGUACCUGCAGUUUAGACUUGAUAAACUUGAAUCACUCUCUACAACAUGAAUCACUCACUUUUAGAGUACCUGCAGUUUAGACUUGAUAAACUUGAAUCACUCUCUACAGACUACAAUUUAGAAAUGUUAAAUCUGAAUCACUCAAUACUAAAUUAAAUUUAGACAAAACUUUUAAAACCUGAGAGAAAGAUUAAAUUCUCUACAUGUUUAGAUUCAUUCAUUCAAGAGAUGAAAGCUUGGGCAGUAGCUAUGGUUGGAACCAUUUCACCCACAAAACAGUUCCCCCUCUCCACCCAGCCAAUGUGCCCAAAGGAAUGGCAAAUGCCCAAAACAGUAUGGGAUCAGUAGUUUCCACAAUGGUGUAGCACUGUGUGCUGCAAGCUGCUGAAAGGUCACUGUCUCCUGAUUUUUUUCUCAGGGUUUAUUCCUGAAGCAUUUCCUUUGUUAAGCCACAAGGCAGCGGAGGUUUGAAUUCAAAUGUUUAGGUUAGACUUAUUUCCAAGUGGAUUCCUCUUUUUCUUAUGCUCAUAUUUAUGAUUAUCUUUACAUUCAAAUGGCAAUUUUUAUGAUGUGAGUUUAAAAUGUGUAACCAUUGUUAUAAGCCUUGUUGAGUUGUGAUUUAAAAUAUCAAUGUUCAAGUAUUUACCACAAAAUAUAAAUAGAGCGGAUGGAUGGACUUGUGGAAGGGGAGUAAUUUCUUUUGUUUUUACUUUCACUGUUUUUAUUGAUUUGUCAGUGAUUCAAACCCUAUAAGAACUUUAAACUUGUGUUAAACAAGAAAACACUUAAUUUAAAAAAAAAAAAAAAAAAAAUUUAAAUGCUGUUAGAAUAUUAUUAGAAUCUAUAUUAAUAAACUUUAAAAAAAAAAAACAUUUACAUAUAUGGUUUGAUUAUUGUUUUUUACACCUAUGGCAUUUUAAUAUUUAUAAAUCUUCUCUAAAGAAUAUGGAAAAACAUUUUUUUUAAAUCAGAAAUUGUAUUAAAAAAAUAUUUCUUUCUUUUGUAGGUACUCUGUCAUUAUUAUUUGUUCAUUUUGAUUGGACUUAAGUGAGCAGUGUAUCUAAAUUAUGUUUUAUCACUUGGUUUCAAUGCUACAACUGGAUACACCCUAUUGCUUUCUAUUCAACUAUUUUCAUUCACUACAUUGGAAAUGAGCUCUUUCAUCCUAGUAAUACACAGGAAAUACAGCUUUCUCAUUCCAGUAGUAGAUCUACACAAGAACUAAACAUUUCUUAUUCUAGUGAUAGAUCUACACAAGAAAUGUAUGCAUACGAAAUUCUGCAUCAUCUGACAUUAAUAGGAUUAAUAUUUCCAGAGUGUUUUAAUUUGAAGCACUAACUCUCUAUUCCCUUAAUAUUUCAAGAGUGUUUUAAUUUGAAGCAUUAACUCUCUCUUUCCUUACGUACUUCUUGAUAUGUGUCUGCUUAUACUAUUUGAUAACCACUGACACACCACUUUUACUUACACAAACUUGUUUGAAAUAAUUUGUUUUUCAGUUAUGUGGCCAUGUUACUGUGUUGCUAAUUGAAAUAGAACAAUUAAUAUAUAGCAGAAGUUUUCCAAGUGACUUGAGUUCAAGUGGUUGAGUUUAAAUAUAUUUAGCCUAUUAGUAAUUUAGUCUUUUUUUUUUUUAAUUUAUUUUGUGAGUAUUAAUGCUUCCCAAUUUUUUUUUCUUUUUAGUUGUAAUAUCAUGUGCAGGAAAACAAGUCUUCCUUGAUACAUUUAUAUUGACAGUUUUGUAAUGUCAUUAUUAUUUUGGUUCAUUGCUUAACUUAAUGUAACCUUUUCUUUUUAUUACCAAUGUAUUUGUCUUCAUAAGCAAGAUAUGUACCUUUACAUAUAAUAUCUUACAAAAAUGGUUCAAGUUUUAAUUUAAAAAAAACAAAAAAAAAAAACAACCUAAAAAGCAUUUUAUUCUAAAGAAACAGGUGAGCCCUUUGAAAUCUAAGACACUUCAGAAACAAUCUUAGUGAUAUUAGAUUUAUUCUAGUGUGGAUUGAUAGUAUUAGAACUCAGGCUGAGUCUGUAGUUACAGCUCUGCUUCCCUCAUGGGGUAUGUUUGAACAGGUCAGUUUGUUUUAUGUGAUUGUCUCUCUUAGGGAGUAUUAAUUGUUAAUUAAAUUGCAUGCAUUACACAGACUUACACUAUAGUAUUACUAGCCUGGUGCUUUAGG